GUGACCGAUGACAAUGUCAAUCGCCUAUCGCUGUUGCUCGAGAAACAACAAAAGAGAACAGAGAGAAAAAACGCGUAGUAGCAACUUAAUUAACAAAAUUCGUGGUGAAUGCGCUAGCAUAACAUGGAAGAUGUCCCGGUCAAGAUAGUCGAGCGCUACAAACCACCGCCUGCCGUGUACCACCUGCCGCAGGCGACCCUCAAUAGGCUGUCGCAGUUCCGAGAAGGUUUCUACACGGAUCAUCCGGAUUACCAGUAUGACUGUCAGCUGGAGCGGGCCGUGCUGAGUCAGGCGCAACGAUGGCGCCACCUGCGUCGCCAGCAGCGCGAGGAGCGAGCCAGUCGCCAGGAGCGCCGCAAGGAGGAACGCCAACGGGCGCUGGAGGCGAAGCAGAAGGAGAUGCUUGGAGCAGUUGAUUAUCCUAGUGCGGACGACUUGUCAUCGGAUGAGGACGAGAAGGGGCAGAAGAAGCACGAGCCCGAGCAGAGGGAGGAGGAACAGCAACAGCAGCCACCCCCUCCAAUCACCGCUGAGUCACGCGACUCUUCCCACGAACCAAAGUCAAUAAGUGUGUGUAAUUUUCACAAUAUCUUGCAGCCCACCAUUCUGAGCACCACUCCAGUGGUCAGUCCGCAGACGUUGCACAAGCGGAACAGCUCCCUAAACUACGCAGACUUUGAAUACAAUAUGAACUCUACACCUUUCGACAAUAUCGAGCUGAAGACCAUCAACGAUCUGGACAUACUAGCCCAGGUGUUGCACCAGACACAGCUGGAGAAGCGCAUAGAUCAACAGCAGCAGGAGGAGCAGCAGCAGCAGGCACAGCAGCAGCAGGAGCCGCCGCAUGAGGAUCAUUCCAAGGAGGUGCAAUCCGGCAAUGAAGUGCCAGCUCCGGUGGAGCUAGCAGUGACUACGCUGGCGGAGACCAAAGCGACGCUCGACAGCGUCAAUUUCCAUGUUCACUGUGAUGAUAAUGAGGACACGGGCGAGCCAAGCCACAUUCCAGCCACGGCUCUAUACCCAACGCCAAUGUACAGCGCUUCCGCCCAGCAGCCGCUGCAUAAACCGGAACAUUUCCAGGUGUACCACAUGCAGGGCUACAGUCACCAGCCCCUCUACUCUCCGCAGCAGCAUCCUUACCAACAGUUUAGCAACUACCAAGUCAAUGGAUUCGGGACUCCCAACCAUUUAAAGGCUCCUCCAGCGCCUUCCUCCGUGCUUGCGCUCAGCCAGUCGGAGGACGAGGUGGCCACUAAGUCAAGGAGUGUGCCUGACAUCCUGCGGGAGCUGAAGACGGAGCUGCAGCAGGCGGAGAAGCGUCGUACCCGCCUGCACAGUCACAACGCGGAGCAGCAGCCAACGGUGGAUUUAGCGGUGGACAGAAACUCCUUUAGGGAGCUGGCUGGUCCGGCACAGAAGUUGGCCCAACGGAUCAGUACUAUGGGUUUCCCUUUGGAACGGGUGGCAAAGGUGGUUAAUCUGUGCGGUAUCGAUGAUAAGAAGAUUAUCGAACACCUUAUUCCACUGGGAGAACUUCUGGACCUCGGGUUUGAUGAAUCGAAAAUCUCGGCGGCGCUCCUCAAGUUCAAUAAUAAUAAGGACAAGGCGCUGGACUAUCUAAUCAACUAGUGUAAUUUAGUGGAAACCUUUUGUACGGCCGGCUUUUACCCCCAUGCCCAAACUCCCCAAUCCCUACCCAAUUAGCUUACAAAGAUGACUCCUCUAAAUGUAUAUUUAAUUAUUACAAGUUCUCAAGAGAUAUUCCUUGCUUAAGUUGGGAGUUUAAUGCUUCAGAAUCCUCAGCAGCAGAAUAAAUAUAAGUCCGUAAAAUAAGCACA
Messenger RNA from Drosophila mauritiana, 1838 nucleotides. Its product is annotated as probable basic-leucine zipper transcription factor R. The record is from RefSeq and is a predicted model, not a curated record. The transcript has 3 exons. Lineage: Eukaryota; Metazoa; Arthropoda; Insecta; Diptera; Drosophilidae. Gene Ontology annotation, biological process: ubiquitin-dependent protein catabolic process via the multivesicular body sorting pathway. Gene Ontology annotation, cellular component: ESCRT I complex. Gene Ontology annotation, molecular function: ubiquitin binding. Bases 124 to 1629 code for a protein of 501 amino acids.